AUGCCUUCGCCAGUGGAGGGUAGCAUUGGAGGAACUACCAGCAGUGGUGGAUCCGGUGUGCCUAUUACGAGUGGUAUUCCGAAGGGUGUGGUUAUGCGCGAUAUAGAGGAACUGCAGCGGAAGAAGCAGGCGAUGAGAGCAGCAGGGCGCGAUACAGUGCAGGUGAUAGCGGAUUUCGACCGCACGCUCACCAAGUUCACAGUCAACGGGAAGCCGGGGCAGAGCUGCCACAUGCUGCUGAAUCUGCGGCACCCGGAGUUGGAGGAGCGGGGCAGGCGGCUGACAGCCAAGUACCUGCCCAUGGAGACGGACCCGCACUUGCCUUACGAGGAGAAGUUCAAAUGCAUGGUCGAGUGGUGGACGGCAGCACAUGAGCUGCUGCUGGAGAGUGGAAUCACGCGUGCUGACGUCACUCAGAGUGUGGCCGCUGCCAACACCGCCUUCCGUGUCGGCUUCUGCGACAUGCUGGCCCUGCUGGAGGCCCACGGUGUGCCACUGCUCAUCUUCUCUGCUGGCCUGGCUGACGUCAUUGAGGAGCUGCUGCACCAGCAGCUUCCUCGCUCCUUCUCCAACGUGCGAGUCGUCUCCAACCGAAUGCAGUUCGAUGAAUCUGGACGCCUCGUCGCCUUUCCAGGGCGCAUCAUCCACGUGUUGAACAAGAACGAGCACGCCUUGGAGCUCGCUGCCAUGGAGGAGGCCUCUGCAGCUGCUGAUUCUGACACUCACGGCCAUGCCAGCACCACAGCUGCACACACAGACCCAGGUUCCGCCACCCAGGUGCUCACCAUGGCUCCACAAGGUGUUGAAGAGGCUGGUACAAUCACGGCUGCAGAGGAGGUGGCGGAGGUGCGGAGCAGGACGAAUGUGAUUCUAUUGGGCGACCAUCUGGGCGACCUGGGGAUGUCGGAGGGUGUGAGCAUCAGCAAUCAGAUCUCGGUGGGGUUCUUGAACCAUGACGUGGACAGGCAGUUGGAGCUCUAUAAGAGGUCGGGGAAGAAAACGGACGUGAUUCGGCUCUCGCACCGAGCGCCGAGCAGCACCCGCUCGUCGCAUUUAGCAGCUCGUGUUCUGUGCGACGCGGAGCCCGCAUCCUCUCGUGCCUCGCCUCCCGUCGUCGCGCCUCCCCUCGCCGCGCCUCCUGUCCCAUCAUCACGCCUCCCCUCGUUUCUAGAAGCCUUCCCUCGUCGUGCAUCCGCUCGCCUCGCCGCGCCUCCGCCCGCCUCGCCGCGCCUCCGCUCGCCUCGUCGAGCCUCCGCUUGCCUCGCCGCGCCUCCGCUCGCCUCGCCGCGCCUCCGCUCGCCUCGCCGUGCCGCCGCUCGCCUCGCCGCGCCUCCGCCCGCCUCGCCGCGCCUCCGCCCGCCUCGCCGCGCCUCCGCUCGCCUCCCCGUGCCUCCGCUCACCUCGCCGCGCCUCCCCUGCCAUCAGCGCGCCAGCACCCUCGUCGCGCUGCCCCUCCUCGCGCCUCCAAUCCCGCUUCCCUUCUCCCACCUGCCCAUCCCUUGCCCUCGCUUCCCUGCCCUUCCACUCACCCCCCCUGAUUUCCCUAAUUUUAAGCCCUUGCUUUUCCUCAUUUCCCCCUUUCCUUCCCCUCAUUUUCCCUCCUUCUUCCUCUCAUUUACCCCGCUGCUUCCCCUCGUUACCCCACCUGCUUCCCCUCAUUCCCCCCUCUCCUUCCCCUCAUUUCCCCCCCGCUGCUUCCCCUCAUUUCCCUCCCUGCUUCCCCUCAUUUCCCUCCCUGCUUCCCCUCAUUUCCCUCCCUGCUUCCCCUCAUUUCCCUCCCUGCUUCCCCUCAUUUCCCUCCCUGCUUCCCCUCAUUUCCCUCCCUGCUUCCCCUCAUUUCCCUCCCCUGCUUCCCCUCAUUUCCCUCCCUUCUUCUCCUCAUUUUCCCCCUUGCUUCCCCUCAUCCCUGCUUCCCCUCAUUUCCCUCCCUGCUUCCCCUCAUAA
Closterium sp. Yama58-4 is the source of this 1944-nucleotide messenger RNA. The record is from the annotation of a GenBank genome assembly. NCBI's taxonomy places the organism in Eukaryota, Viridiplantae, Streptophyta, Zygnematophyceae, Desmidiales, Closteriaceae.